Messenger RNA from Trichoderma virens Gv29-8, 2153 nucleotides. RefSeq lists its product as uncharacterized. Bases 1 to 1941 code for a protein of 646 amino acids. The transcript is spliced from 2 exons. Gene Ontology annotation, molecular function: ribosome binding; protein binding; 7S RNA binding. Lineage: Eukaryota; Fungi; Ascomycota; Sordariomycetes; Hypocreales; Hypocreaceae. Gene Ontology annotation, biological process: SRP-dependent cotranslational protein targeting to membrane. The record is from RefSeq and is a predicted model, not a curated record. Gene Ontology annotation, cellular component: signal recognition particle, endoplasmic reticulum targeting.
AUGUCUCAAGAUCCUCGCAACGCCCUCAGCGCCCUUCUCCGGGCUGCUGACAUCCAAGACCACGAACAGAUUCUCAACGCCGCCAAUGCCGCAAUCAAGGCCGACAAGAGCGACCAUGACGCCCAGCACACCAAAGUUGUCGCUCUCCUAAAGCUCGAUCGCUUCGACGAUGCCCUCCGUGUUAUCAGCGGCGGCGGAAUCAAGCUUCAGGCCACAUGCAUCCUUGAGCAGGCGUAUGCGCUUUACAAGACCGGCAAGCUGGAAGAGGCGUCUAGCCUGCUCGAGUCCGCCGGCCUGGAGAAGCGCAGUCUUCGUCAUGUUGCCGCUCAAGUCGCUUACCGAGCUGAGAAGUCGCACGAGGCCGAGAUGAUCUACCGGCGAUUGCUGGACACAGACGCUGCCGGCGAGGAGAGCGACCUCAAGAUCAACAUCACCGCUGCCACUGCUCAGUCUCAAUGGCUGGGAAUUCCGUCCUCCAGCCCCGGCUCUAUCCCCGAAACUUUAGAUACCUUUGAGCUGUGCUACAACGUGGCUUGCGGCGAGCUUGCUCGAGGAAACACCAGCCUUGCCGCUACCCUGUUGCAGCGCGCUGGCAUACUGUGUGAUAACUCGGACGAACUCACCGACGAAGAAAAGAAGACGGAACUGCGGUCCAUCCGUGCCCAGCAAGCAUAUCUGUUUGCCAAAAUCGGGAAGCCCAGCUCAGCCUUGGAAGUGUAUGAGAUGUUGGGUCCUGCAACCGCUAAUGAUGGCCGUGACUUUGCCGUCAUUACUCAAAACAACCACUUUGCCCUGGAGGAGACUGGCAACCCAUUUGUACGCCAGCGCAAGGCCGAGUCUUUGAUGGCAUCAGCAGCCCAGAGCGACCUCUUCAGCUACCAGGCCAACAUUCUCAAACGCAACAACCUAGUCAUCGAUCUCGGUGCCUACAAGACCAAUGGUGUCGCGGACAGAACAGAAAAGAUUCUCAGGCAGACAAGGCUUCCUUCGGCAAAUCCGCAAAUCAACGCUGCUGCCGUCGUCAACGCUGCUGCCCACGUGCAAGGAUUAGACGGCAAGGAGGCGAUCCGCAAACUACAAACCGUGGCUGCCAAACGUCCCAACGACGUUGGCCUCGCCUUGACUAUUGUCCAGCUGCAGCUUGAGCAGCAACAAGCCGGAGCCGCUUUGACGACUCUUACCACUUUCCUCAGCGGCCUAGAGGCUUCCACGGAGGUAAACGACACAGAUGUCCGUUUCAGCCCUGGUCUGGUUUCUCUCGCAGUCUCCUUGUUCCGAUCACAGAAGCGAGAUGCCUCAGCCAAGGCCGAGAUUGUCAAGGCGGCCCAAUACUGGCAGACCCGGCCAUCAGCCCAGUCCGUAGGAUCACUUCUUCUCGAGGCUGGAAUCGAGCUCAUGCGAUCCUCCAAGUCAGACGACCUGCUGCUAGCUGGCGCGUCGUUUGACAAGCUCUUCCGGGAACAGCAGGGCUCUGAUGUGGCAUCGGCUGGGCUGGUCGCUGCCUAUGCGGCGUCUGAUGCAUCCAAAGUUAGAGAGCAUGCCGACCGGCUACCGCCCGUCAACGACUUGAUCACCGGUAUCGACGUGGACGAACUCUUCGAGGCCGGCGUGGCCAUCACGCCCGGCAGCACCGUCUCCAAGAAGCGGCCGGCGACAGAAGUAGGCAACGCCGAAAGGGCAACCAAGCGACGGCGGAGAAAGCUGCCAAAGGACUUUGUUGAGGGCAAGACACCCGAUCCGGAGAGGUGGCUGCCGCUGCGCGACAGGUCGUCGUACCGCCCCAAGGGCAAGAAGGGCAAGAAGAGGGCCGGCGAGGCCACCCAGGGAGGCAUCGUCAAGGAGGAGGAGACGCUGGGGCUCGUGGGCGGAGGCGGCGUCAAGGUGGAGAAGGCGGCGGCGCCUUCGUCGAACAAUAAGAAGAAGAAGAAGGGCAAGAAAUAGGUCAUUGGCUAUCUCGACAGUAAUAUGCAGAUGUGAUGUGGUAACAUGUAUACAUAUGUAUGGCAAGGAGAGAUAUAAGGGUGGAUUGGGGAUCAGGGGGGAAGAGCAGGAGUUGACGGGCUGAUGUUCUAUUUUUGGGCUGCUUUGGAAAAGGACAAAAAGGAGGAAGAAAGAAAUAAGAUAUAUAUGAAUCUACAUCAUCUUCUCACAGC